This is a messenger RNA of Lingula anatina, 948 nucleotides long. RefSeq lists its product as uncharacterized. Lineage: Eukaryota; Metazoa; Brachiopoda; Lingulata; Lingulida; Lingulidae. The record is from RefSeq and is a predicted model, not a curated record.
AUAUACUUCCUUUUUUAUGUCGGCCACUGACGGGAGAGGAUGUGUUUAUCGAAGCUCUCGGGGAUUGGCAUGCUGAACUGUGCACAGGUUGGCUUGCACCUGGUGAGCUUUCAUAUUGCUGCAGUAGGUGGCGGUGCAGCAGUUGACAAUUGUGGCCUCUAUAAAGCAUAUGACUCUGUCUAUGAUGCGUGCAAGGGGUGCAACUUUUGUUGCAAUAAGACAUUAGGUGGACAUAUUAAUAACUUGACUCCUGAGAGCAAGUGCAUUGACUUAAAGAAGGACUCUUUCCUGUACGGUUGCUUUGAACAAGAUGGAGAGGAUGUCUGCCCUGUCCACAUGUAUCCAAUACAUCCCACCGACUCGGUGACAGAUAGCUCCCUCUGGGAAAUUGUUGGACCAAUCAUGGGCAUCUUGGCAGUUGCGGCAUUUAUCCUUGCAGUGUGUUUUUGGCAAAAGAGGCAGAAAAAAGCACCAGAAAAAGAUGUCACAUUGACUGAUGUGAAGAUAAUAUCUCAACCGGCCUCCCAAAAGGAUGAAGAAACUCCCCCGGAACAGGAGAACUUAGUGGAAGCAGUUCCAGCCACCACGGGACAUGAAAUGAGCAGUAAGGUAGUCAAAACUGCUGCAGAGCCCUGGGGAAGUAUGGAAGAUGAUAAUACAAGUGUCCAGGAAAAUGAAGAUUCCUCCACUGGGUCUAGACAAAACAGGUCAGCCCGUCCAGUUGCUAAACCUUGGGGACUGGGUGAGACAAGUAGGAAGUAUGUGCCUGACGACCCCCCUGAACUGGCAGUUGGGGCGCAACCAGAAAAACCAGAGGAAGAAGAACCACUAUUAGAGGAUGGGGACCAAACUCGGGUGAAGUCUCUUUCCAUGGAUCCGUAUUACGAGGGCUUGGUGGAUGAAAAGUUUAAUUUAAGUGCAGAGGCCAAGCCUGGAGCAUCUGAGUAA